Molecule: messenger RNA, 1578 nt
Organism: Cucurbita maxima (winter squash)
Lineage: Eukaryota; Viridiplantae; Streptophyta; Magnoliopsida; Cucurbitales; Cucurbitaceae
Product: 60S ribosomal protein L4-like
Exons: 2
Coding region: 61-1281 (406 amino acids)
Biological process (GO): translation
Cellular component (GO): ribosome; cytosolic large ribosomal subunit
Molecular function (GO): RNA binding; structural constituent of ribosome
Source: RefSeq, a predicted model, not a curated record
CCCUCGUUUUCCAAGAGGUAAAAACCCUAGUUUGCUCCGGCUACCACACACCCGUCCAAAAUGGCCGCCGCAGCCGCUCGCCCUUUGGUCGCCGUCCAAUCUCUCGAAGGAGAUAUGGCCACUGAUGCUGCCCCGACUGUGCCGUUGCCCGAUGUUAUGAAAGCUUCCAUUCGACCGGAUAUCGUUAAUUUUGUCCACGCCAAUAUCUCAAAAAACCGACGCCAACCCUAUGCUGUGAGCAAGCGUGCCGGUCAUCAAACUUCCGCAGAGUCAUGGGGUACAGGACGAGCUGUUUCUCGUAUUCCUCGUGUCCCUGGUGGUGGUACUCACCGCGCUGGUCAAGGAGCUUUUGGAAACAUGUGUCGAGGAGGACGCAUGUUUGCUCCAACUAAGAUCUGGCGCCGAUGGCACCGAAAGAUCAACGUCAAUCAAAAGAGGUACGCCGUUGUUUCUGCCAUUGCUGCUUCUGCUAUUCCUUCUUUGGUUUUGGCUCGUGGUCACCGGAUCGAGUCUGUUCCGGAACUGCCCCUUGUAAUUAGCGACUCGGCUGAGGGAAUCGAGAAGACCUCUUCUGCGAUUAAGGUUUUGAAGCAGGUUGGUGCAUUUCCUGAUGCUGAGAAGGCGAAGGACAGUCACGCCAUCCGCCCUGGUAAGGGUAAGAUGAGGAAUCGUCGCUACAUUUCGCGAAAGGGUCCAUUGAUUGUGUAUGGUACUGAAGGUGCUAAGCUUGUGAAGGCCUUCCGUAACAUUCCUGGUAUCGAGGUGGUGAAUGUCGAGAGGCUGAAUCUUUUGAAGUUAGCUCCUGGAGGUCAUCUUGGAAGAUUUGUUAUCUGGACUAAAACUGCUUUUGAGAAGCUCGAUUCCAUCUAUGGAUCGUUUGAGAAGUCAUCUGAGAAGAAGAAGGGUUACGUGCUUCCGAGAGCAAAGAUGGUCAAUGCUGAUUUGUCUAGGAUUAUAAACUCUGAUGAGGUUCAAUCUGUCGUUAAUCCCAUCAAGAAGGCUGUGAAGAGACCUUCUCUGAAGAAGAACCCACUCAAGAACCUUAAUGCCAUGUUGAAGCUUAACCCAUAUGCUAAGACUGCAAGGAGAAUGUCUUUAUUGGCUGAGGCACAACGUGUGAAAGCUAAGAAGGAGAAACUCGACAAGAAGAGGAACAUUAUCCCGAAGGAGGAGGCUUCAGGAAUAAGGGCAGCAGGCAAAGCAUGGUAUCAGACAAUGAUUUCAGACAGUGAUUACACCGAGUUCGACAACUUUUCCAAGUGGCUUGGUGUCUCUCAGUGAUUUCAUUUCUGUUUGACAUAAAUUUCCAUAGACCUUAGUUUAAUUAAAUUUUGUACGCGCUGCUGUUUCUGCUGCUUUUCUGUUUUGCGUCAUGGAAGAAAGUAGGAGGUCUGAGUGUCUGAAUGGGAUGUCGAGUUCCCCCUAUUCUCUUGCCUACCUUGUCCUUGUGGAGGAUUAUUUCUUUUUGGAAAUGGAAUUGAACAUCUGAAGAGCUUAGAAGGUGAGUUUAGUAAUUUGCACUGAGAUUUACACUUCAAAACUUUUGUUUAAAAUUUGAAUCUACUGUUUUGUUUUUUU